CAUCGAGGGCGUCGAGGGCCGAGUCGUCGGACGAGGUGCUGCGCGAGUGCAUCAUGCGCUGGCUCUGCAAGGUACGCGACGCGGCCUGCUGGCGAAUCUGCGGUGGUGACAAGCCCAAGAGCGUGGCCGAUGACGCAGACGAAUGCGCGUGGUUGUUGUUGCUGUUGUGGUGGUGGCUGCUGCUGUUGCUUGCGCUGUUCGGAAAUGGAUUGGGAGGCGGCGGCGCAGGUGCGGCGGCAGCGGCGGGGGUGCCCGUGCUCAUUUGAAACGCCGCACUGCCACUAUUGUUGUUAUUGGGCGCGAUCGGCGUCCGCGGCUCGUCUUCAUGAUCGGCCAUUUCUUCCUGGCCUGUCUUCUUCUUCAAGGGCACCUUGGGCGCGAGACAGGAUGCUGCGGGCGACUGGCAGUGGACCCAAUGAAAGCGGUGGGAAGAAAUGCGAGAGCGAGAGUGACAGCUGGUGGGUGUCUGUCACGAAGAAAAGGGAGACAGGUUGGUGUGCCAGCCCCCCCCGGCACGCAUGCAUCCGAGCUUAACCACGUACACGUACGAGAUCCAUCUUUGAAUUUUCCUGCUUCCCGAGGCGAGACUAGGAACGCCAAGUGUCUUCGUGGAGCCUUCUGCUGGCUGCACCGCAAUUUUGUUUGAAACCGCAUAAUGAAUGCUCUCGGCUUAAUUUCGUCAGCCAUGCGGUGCUCGGUCAAUUCG
Messenger RNA from Acaromyces ingoldii, 706 nucleotides. RefSeq lists its product as hypothetical. NCBI's taxonomy places the organism in Eukaryota, Fungi, Basidiomycota, Exobasidiomycetes, Exobasidiales, Cryptobasidiaceae. Bases 143 to 646 code for a protein of 167 amino acids. The record is from RefSeq and is a predicted model, not a curated record. The transcript has a single exon.